GUGGCAACACACUCGUGACCGACUACACGAUGAAAAGGUUUGUUCUCCGAGAACGCAGUUGAGUUGAAGUUGGAUUGAUUGAGAAUUACUGACGUAACUAUUAGUUACAAAAUGGCUAAUUGUAAUACGCUGAUUUUUCUUUUCACUUUCUUUUGGCUGGCCAUCGUCUUGGCCGAAAGUAAAAAUAAAACUGCUGUGAGAAUAGUCAAAAGGAAAAUGAAAAAGGUUUCAAACAAUCAGGAAACUUUCAAACAACAAAUUUUAUUCGACGAGAAGAUCUGGUGCUGCAAAAGUGGAACUACUUACCUGACAGGAUUGGAUCAGUGCGUACCAAAUUUUGUCUCCACUUUGUACAACGAAUCGUUUCCAAAUUAUUCGUUCGAGGAUGCAACCGACGGUUUGACUGAUUGCCCGAAUGAAUACGUCAGUCACAGCACGGGAGAUUUCAAACUGAACAACGGCACGAUACUGGUUAAUGGCAAACGGUUUAAACAAAAUGAAUUCUGCAUCAACAGAAUCGAAGAAGAAAAUUAUUCAACUUCCCCUGGCAAAUUUGUGGCUCGUUAUUGUGUUCCUGAUCCUUGCGGUGAAUCGGGAUGCAUUCGGAAGUGUUGCCCUCCCGGCAUGGCCAUGGUCAUGAAAUAUUAUCACGAUCUGUCUCCAAUUUUAAUAUGUGAACCGCAUCCUGUACCGUUUAAUUUGUCCGUUUUGCGUAACCCGCAAAAUGUACCAAUCGACGCCAAUUCUUUUUCCACCCGUGGUGGACUCGGAAUGAAAUGCGGUAAACUUCCACGAGAUUUAAUUUUUAAUUUUUCAAUACGUCCCGACGGCCAGAUUCUACUUCAUUUAGAAAAUCAAACCGACGAGAAAACCGACCAGUACUGCAUUGACAAUCAGGUUGCCGGUGAAAACAUUAACUUAGUGGCAAUGGUGUGUUUUCCUGAGCAAGGAGAAGAUGCCAAAGGCGCGUAUUUAUUCGGAUGUUUGAAAAUUUUUGCCACGGUAUUUUUGGUGGCUACCUUAUUGGUUUAUGCAAUUCUGCCAAAAAUGCGCAACCUCCACGGUGUUAUCGUCAUGUGUUACUUGGCCUCCAUGACAAUCACGAACGUUUUUCAUGCCAUUCUGAUGCUCGUGAAAGGCAUUGAUAUGCCACCCGGUCUUUGUCCAACGUUAGGAAUUUCAUUGCAUUUUGCCUACAUCGCCUCUUUUUCUUGGCUCAACGUCUUGUGCUACGGAGUUUGGCGGAUGUUUAUUUCCAUCAGAUCACCGACAAACACAUCCGUCUUGGGUAAACAGUUUUUCUAUUCCUCCGUUUACGGAUGGGGUAUUCCAUUCAUUGUCGUGGUUGUCGGACAAAUCCUCCAGCACAGCGAUGUGCCAGACGACAUCAUUAAACCAGGACUGCCUUCAAAAUUAUACUGCUGGUUCAAUCAUAAACAUAGAAGACCAUUAAUCGCCUAUUUGUACGGCCCGAUGAUUGUCAUGAUUAUUGCCAACGUUUUCAUGUUCGUUUGGGCUGCGUUCAGUUUUUACCAGAGAAGUGUCGAAUCAUCGGAAGUGACCAAAGUUUCCCGUAAAAAACAAAGAUUUAAAGUGAUCCUGAGUCUCUUCUUGUUGAUGGGUGUUCCAUGGACAACCGAAAUUAUUACUUUCAUGGCGAAUGCCAGUUUUGAAAGUGCCCUGUUCACCGACAUAUUCAACAUCAUUUUGCCAAUUUUCAUUUUCAUCAUCUUCGUCUGUAAGCCGUACGUGUGGAAGAUGAUGAAAAUCAAAUUCCCGCGCAUGAGUCCGUUCAUUUCGGCCUGUGAAAAAUUGGUUUCCCGCAUUCACCCCAAUAAGAAAAGUAAACGUCAACCGAUCGCUACCGCUGACGAAAGCCAAUCCUUCAACUCGAAUAACACGACCGGCAGUAGCAGUAACAAAACUAGCUAUCAGACCGAAAUGACCACAAUGAAAUAAUCGUCCUAGCUCUUAUUACAUGUCUGAUGAUCAACCAACAGUUUGGUUUGAGUUGAAAGAAAUCUCCUUGACUUAAUGUAGUACAGCCUAUGAUACAUUUAACGCGAUUUAACGUUAUUAAGCGUGCUCUUAUGAGAAUGAUUGUACAAAUAAUUAAUUCAAAUACCUACUUUUUGCUUCAAAUCGUUUAGAUGCCUCACAACAAACGGCCUCACACACAAACGGCAUCAGGUCAUGCAGAAGUUAUCGUUUAAUUAUUGAAUUGACUUAACUUUAAUUGAAUUGGUUUAAUUGAAUUGGCUAAGUAUUCUGUUAAUUCGCCCCUAGAUUACCAAAUUGUUUCACUGGUGAUGGCUCAAUUGCUGUAAAAUUAAUGAUUUAUUGCUUCUGGUACUUUUACACGCGUUGUUAUGCUUUGAAUUUCUUACACGGUUUAGAAUGGAAACAUUAUUAUGCCAGUUUUCUUAAACUCUCCCGCAAAGAUUACAAUACAACAUAUGGACAAUU
This is a messenger RNA of Daphnia pulicaria, 2466 nucleotides long. RefSeq names its product probable G-protein coupled receptor Mth-like 3. Bases 112 to 1959 code for a protein of 615 amino acids. The transcript has 6 exons. Gene Ontology annotation, molecular function: G protein-coupled receptor activity. Gene Ontology annotation, cellular component: membrane. Gene Ontology annotation, biological process: cell surface receptor signaling pathway; G protein-coupled receptor signaling pathway. Lineage: Eukaryota; Metazoa; Arthropoda; Branchiopoda; Diplostraca; Daphniidae. The record is from RefSeq and is a predicted model, not a curated record.